Messenger RNA from Sphaeramia orbicularis (orbiculate cardinalfish), 1734 nucleotides. RefSeq names its product proline dehydrogenase 2 (gene prodh2). The record is from RefSeq and is a predicted model, not a curated record. NCBI's taxonomy places the organism in Eukaryota, Metazoa, Chordata, Actinopteri, Kurtiformes, Apogonidae. The coding region runs from base 1 to 1392 and encodes 463 amino acids. Gene Ontology annotation, molecular function: proline dehydrogenase activity; FAD binding. Gene Ontology annotation, cellular component: mitochondrion. The transcript has 10 exons.
AUGCUGAGCACUCGUUUUCGUCCUACACUCACUCACCUGUUGUCAGUGAGGUUCUUGGGCUCGGCCACCCCCAGGAUGGUGGCCUCCAAGCAGCCUGACCUUCUGUCCACCACCCUGGCCUUUGAGGAUCCCAGAGCCUUCAAGGUGAAGAGUCUGAAUGAGCUGCUUCGUGCCCUCAGCAUCUUCCGUCUGUGCUCCUUCCCUGUGCUGGUUAACAACUGUGGAAAGCUGAUGUCCAUAGCGCGUACUCUCCUUGGGAGGAGGGGGUUCUCUCUGCUGCUGAGACCCACUGUAUACGCCCAGUUUGUGGCUGGAGAGAAUGAGACUGAGAUCUCUCAGUCCAUGGAGAAGAUGAGCUCGUUGGGGCUGAGGCCGAUGCUGGCUGUUCCUAUUGAGGAGGACCUGGGGGAGGGCACUGGAGAGAAGAGAUAUGAUGACAAUAUGGAGUCCAUGUUGGAAUGUGUGCGAAUGUCACACAGUAACGCCUGGAGUAAAGACCCCAUGAUGCAGCUGAAGAUAACGGCUCUGCUCAGUCCUGAGUUGUGUGUGAAACUCACAACUCUCAUCGCACAACAACCGUAUGAUCUGGAUCUACUCAUCAGAGCUAUGGAUGGAGAGUCAAUCAGCUUCCCUGGUUUAGAUGAAAAAGACAGCGCACACUUCUUCUGUGGUUUGCAGAGACUUAAUAAAAUUGGAGAGGCAAGUGUCAACAAGGUUCGAGUGCUGGUUGACGCAGAGUACACCUACAUGAACCCUGCCCUCUCCCUGGUAACCAUGGCGAUGAUGAAAAAAUUUAACAAAGAUAGUGCCUGGAUUUGGAACACGUAUCAGUGCUACCUCAAGGAGUCCAGGUCUCUUAUCUUAGAGGCCUUGAGUCUGUCUAAAAGCGAGGGCUUCUGUCUGGGGGUCAAGCUGGUGAGGGGGGCCUACAUGGACAAAGAGAGGAAGCUGGCAGAGAAGGAGGGUCGACUUGACCCCAUCCACAAAUCCUGGGAGGACACCAACGACAGUUACAACGGCUCACUCAACGUCAUGCUGGAAGCCAUCUCCCAAAACCCCGACCGCUUCAAGAUCAUAGUCGCUACACACAAUGAGGCAUCAGUUAGACAAACUGCCCAGAGGAUGGAGGAGUUGGGGAUAGACAAACAUGGAGGCUCGGUGUGUUUUGGACAGCUGCUGGGCAUGUGUGAUCACGUCUCCCUCACUCUGGCUAAAGAGGGUUAUGCUGUGUACAAGUCCGUUCCAUAUGGCACAGUGGACGACACACUCCCCUACCUGGUGCGUCGGGCUCAGGAGAACCGCACAGUACUGCAGGGAAUCCGGAAGGAGAGGGACCUACUGAGACAAGAGCUCCAAAGGAGAGUCCGCCAGAGGCUGAAGGGAGGAAGCUGAUGGACCCCGGGGACAAAGGAUAAAACAGAACAAAAAGGACAUGGACAUACAUGAUGACAGGAACAUAUGACAGGAAUACAUGAGGACAUGAUGUAGUAUCAGCAAACAAUAUGGAGUAGUGUUUGUCCAAGAUACCAGACAAAUGUUUGCUCAUCUAUGAAGCUAUACACUUUAUACAAGUUUAUAUAUUUUUGAGGACUUAAUAUAAAUUGAGUAGUUUGGAUAAAUGAGUCUUACUGUGUGCAUGUGACCUUGGAUGUAGACGGCUGUUAGUGAAAUAGUGCUAUAUGCUUUAUGUUUGAUGUACAAAAAUUGAUUUUAAAUAGAAUUCUUUUCAACAUA